UUUUGGGAAUCGGGUAGGAAGAGUACAUAUUUAGUGGUUGUUUGGUAGGUCUGAGAUAGUCAGAUAUAGUAUACUCUGGUGUUCGGUGCUGUUCAGUAAAUGCUUGUCCGCAUUUUUACCUUCAUUUUUUAAAAAUGCUGACCUUGUGUCAUUAGUCUUGUUCUGCUUCAAUCAGUCUCUUAAGUAGCAGAAAAAAUAUAAUGUAUGGGUUUCAUGUUUCUGAAUAAGUUGUAGGCGAAAUAACGUUUUUUGGAGUCUGGGUUUUGAGGAAACAUGAUGUCUACUUCCCGCAAGGAUAGUAGGACAGCCUUGGACGGCAAGUAUGUCCGCUACACACCUGAGCAGGUUGAAGCCCUUGAGAGGGUCUACCAUGAGUGCCCCAAACCCACUUCAAUGCGCCGUCAGCAGCUCAUACGUGAAUGCCAUAUUCUCAGCAACAUUGAGCCCAAGCAAAUCAAAGUCUGGUUUCAAAAUCGCAGAUGCAGGGAGAAACAGAGGAAAGAGUCAUCGAGACUUCAUUCUGUAAACAGGAAGCUGUCAGCCAUGAACAAACUCUUAUUGGAGGAGAAUGACAGAUUGCAGAAGCAAGUGUCACAACUAGUAUACCAAAACGGCUAUUUCCGUAGCAAAACUCCUUGUCUGGCAGCGCUUGCUACAAAAGACACCAGUUGUGAAUCAGUGGUGACAAGUAGUCAGCGCCAGAUGACACCCCAGCAUCCCCCAAGGGAUGCCAGUCCUGCAGGGCUUUUGUCCAUUGCAGAAGAGACUUUAACAGAGUUUCUUUCAAAGGCUACUGGAACUGCUGUUGAGUGGGUCCAAAUGCCUGGAAUGAAGCCUGGUCCGGAUUCCAUUGGAAUCAUUGCUAUUUCUCAUGGUUGCACUGGAGUGGCAGCAAGAGCUUGUGGCUUAGUUGGUCUUGAGCCUUCAAGGGUUGCAGAAAUCCUUAAGGAUCGACCUUCUUGGUUUCGAGAUUGCCGAGCUAUUGAUGUUUUAAAUGUGCUGCCCACUGCCAAUGGUGGAACCAUUGAACUUCUUUACAUGCAGCUGUAUGCGCCAACCACUUUAGCACCAGCUCGUGACUUCUGGCUGUUGCGCUUUACUUCUUUCAUGGAAGAUGGAAGUCUUGUGGUAUGUGAAAGAUCUCUUGGUAAUGUACAAAAUGGUCCAAGCAUGCCACCAGUGCAGAACUUUGUUAGAGCAGAGGUGCUGCCUAGUGGGUACUUGAUUAGACCUUGCGAAGGUGGAGGAUCAAUUAUCCAUCUUGUUGAUCAUAUGAACUUAGAGGCAAGGAGUGUGCCAGAAGUGUUGCGCCCAUUGUAUGAGUCAUCAGCUGUGCUUUCUCAGAAGUCAACAAUGGCUGCUCUCCGCCAACUGAGACAGAUAGCUCAAGAAGUUUCUCAGUCUAGUGCCACAAACUGGGGAAGGCGACCGGCAGCUUUACGCGCAUUAAGUCUUAGACUGAGCAGGGGUUUUAAUGAGGCUGUAAAUGGAUUUACUGAUGAGGGGUGGUCAUUGCUCGGUAAUGAUGGAAUAAUGGAUGACGUGACUGUCCUCAUUAACUCUUCUCCAGACAAACAAAUGGGGUCAAACAUCACCUACACAAAUGGAUUUACUACAAUGAACAGUGCAGUAUUAUGUGCCAAAGCUUCCAUGCUUCUUCAGAAUGUGUCACCUGCAGUACUUCUGAGAUUUCUUCGGGAGCACAGAUCAGAAUGGGCAGACAGUAAUAUUGAGGCUUAUUCGGCUGCAGCUGCUAAAGUGGGUCCAUGUACUUUACCUGGAACCCGUCUCUCUAACUAUGGGGGUCACACAACACUCCCAUUGGCUCACACCAUUGAGCAUGAAGAGUUGCUGGAGGUAAUUAAAUUUGAAGGAGUUGGCCAUUCUCCUGAAGAUGAAAUGAUGUCAAGAGAUUUGUUUCUGUUGCAAAUGUGCAAUGGAUUGGAUGAAAAUGCUGUUGGCACAUGCGCAGAGCUAAUAUUUGCUCCUAUUGACGCAUCUUUUGCUGAUGAUGCUCCUCUCCUCCCUUCUGGUUUUCGCAUUAUACCCCUCGACUUCGGAAAGGAGUCUUCCAGCCCCAACCGAACCCUGGACCUCACCUCUGCUCUUGAGACAGGGACAGCUGAGAGUAAAGUGCUUAAUGACCUCAAAACCAAUAGUUGCUCUACAAGAUCUGUUAUGACCAUUGCUUUCCAGUUUGCCUUUGAAAGCCACACGCAGGAGAAUGUUGCAGCCAUGGCGCGACAAUAUGUGCGUAGCAUUAUCUCUUCCGUUCAGAGGGUAGCAAUAGCACUUUCUCCUUCUCACUUGGGCUCCCGUUGUGGGCUCCGUAUGCCAAUGGGUACUCCAGAAGCCCAUAUUAUCGCUCGUUGGGUUUGCCAGAGUUAUAGGUGUUUCUUGGGUGUGGAGCUUCUUAAAUCCAUGGGAGAUGGAAAUGACUCAAUUCUGAAAACUCUAUGGAAUCACCAGGAUGCUAUUGUUUGCUGCUCUGCAAAGGCAUUGCCCGUUUUCACGUUUGCAAACCAGGCUGGUCUUGACAUGCUCGAGACAACUUUAGUUGCACUUCAAGACAUUACUUUGGAAAAGAUAUUUGAUGAUCAUGGAAGAAAGAAUCUCUGCACUGAGUUCCCUCAGAUAAUGCAACAGGGCUUUGCAUGCCUACAAGGCGGAAUAUGCAUGUCGAGCAUGGGUAGGCCGGUUUCCUAUGAGAGAGCAGUGGCAUGGAAGGUUCUGAAUGAAGAAGAAACUGUUCAUUGCAUCUGCUUUAUGUUUAUGAACUGGUCCUUUGUUUAAGUUUGUUAGUUACCUUUGGAUCUGGUGUCCAGAGAACCUCCAAUGUGUCUGUUACUCUAUCUGUUUGUUGACUUCUGUAAUCUAGGGAACAAUGGGUAUACAGCCUCAAAAGCAUAUAAUUUCGUGAAUGCCCACCUUGUUUAAUCUCUAGUGCAUGGAGGUGCAUGUAAUAUUUGUUUUUUCUUAUGCAUGAGUUUUACCAUACCUUCUGUAAUCCGUAUGAGUAUGAUACUAGUAAAGACAUGCUGGAAAAGGUUCCAAGGUUGAAAAUGUGGGUAACUUUGUAUAUGGGUAGGCAUACCAAUAUUUUUACUCUUAUUGGUAA
Cuscuta europaea is the source of this 3118-nucleotide messenger RNA. Lineage: Eukaryota; Viridiplantae; Streptophyta; Magnoliopsida; Solanales; Convolvulaceae. The record is from the annotation of a GenBank genome assembly.